CCGCUAGCACUGCCCCGGCACCCGCCUGCCUCUGCCUCCCUCCUCUCGGCGGCUCGCCGCAGCCCGGGGUCUGUCGAGUCAAAGCGAGGAUCAGGUUCCCUGCCUCCAGUAUAAAAAUCUCAGGGAAGAAAUCUCCAGCGGGAGAGAGAGACGGGGAGAGGGAGGAGCGGGGCGUGAGUCGGAGGUCCGUGGGGAAGCGGAGCCGCGGCGCCGACAACACCCGCAGCACCAGCAGCACCCGCCGCACACCGGGGACGCCCGCGGCUCGCCCCUUACAGCUGCGGGAGAAGCGCUUCUUGCCGCCCGAAAAUGCUACAGCAACAACAGCAACGUCGAAUGUUCACGGCUGCUCUCCUGGCACUUGUCUUCAUUCUGGCAGCAGUGAGUACCACUGAGGCUGGAAAAAAAGAGAAACCAGAGAAAAAGGCUAAGAAGUCUGACUGUGGGGAAUGGCAGUGGAGUGUCUGUGUGCCCACCAAUGGAGACUGCGGCCUGGGGACACGCGAGGGCACUCGCACUGGAGCAGAAUGCAAACAAACCACCAAGACUCAGAAGUGUAAAAUUCCCUGCAACUGGAAGAAGCAAUUUGGAGCAGAGUGUAAAUACCAGUUCCAGGCUUGGGGAGAAUGUGACUUGAAUACUGCCUUGAAAACUCGAACUGGGAACCUAAAGAGAGCUCUUCAUAAUGCUGACUGCCAGAAGACUGUCACAAUCUCAAAGCCCUGUGGGAAGCUUACCAAACCCAAACCUCAAGAAUCCAAGAAGAAGAAAAAGGAAGGCAAGAAGCAAGAGAAGAUGCUGGAUUAAUGGAGCCGACUUGGGCAAUGUGAGAAAGGGACAUCAGCAAACACGAUCGGUUAACAGUUUCAUUUAUACCUAGGCAUUCUAUCCUAAAAUUAUUUAUAGCUUAAUGGUACCAUAGAAGGAAACAAGCAAACAGACAAAAAAUAUCCUUUUUUAUUACUUCAGUAUUUUUUAAUGUAUAACGCUAACAACAAUUUCUAGAGGCCUGUGAUAAAGGACUCCAAACUCAUUUAGAGAAAAUUCUGUCUACUGCAUAUUGAACAGUGUAGAGGUUUUUAAAAUACUUUCUUUUCUCAAGUCUUGCUGUAGGUCUCAGUGUUGAAACUACUCCAUGCAAGCAGAAUCUGAACCUGUGUAGAGCCCUGCCUAACCCAGUGAUACCUUGUGUGGAUGCAGGAGUCUGGUUGGGUGCAGUUAUAUUUAAAAUUAGGACCGUAUAUCUGAAACAACUAACACUGUUUCUUAAGUUGUUUUCACAUCAGUAUAACUGUAUGAAGUUAUUUGUUUAAGGAGAGCAUGGGGGCAUUUUGUUGAGCAUUUGCAGGCAAAGAAUUUUUUUGUGUGUGAUGAAUGUUUAUUCUUAACUGUCAUAGUCUGGGUAAAAAACAGUAGUGUUUGUUUCUUGGUUCCUGGCAGUAAAAACUGUAAAAUCUUUCAGUGGUUUGAUAUAUCAUGGUCCUAAAUUUUUAGGAUUUUGUAGAAAAGAUACUUUCUACAAAAAUAUCUAGGUGGCAGGAUAGCAAAACUCUUUUUCCUCUUUUACCAUAUUGACACAGGUGAAUGAUAAUGUCAUCUGUUUUACCUGCAAAAGGACAAACAUGCUUUAUUUCUUCCUUCCCUUUUAAUUUUUUUUUUUUUUUCCAAAAUGAAGAAUAUCUUUUACAUAAAAAUUUAAUUGCAAUUGUUGCUAUUCUGCCUGACCCAACUCUCUUCUGUAUUAGUGGGAAUCUUCCUGUUGAUUUUAACUCUAGCUGGUUGAAAAUAGAAAUUAUGUCUACUGAGAAGUAACAGAACAAAUCAGCUUAGAAACUGUCUAAGAUGGCUCAUAUUUCUGACCAGAAAAGGGACAUUUUAUGAGAAUUGAAACAAAUAAGAAUGCAAUUAAUUUUUAGUUUUAUUCAUCUAUAAGUAAAUCAGAAUGAAAAUAUCAAGAUGGUACCUUUUGCUUUUUUCCAUUUUUAAAUAAGUAAGAACACCUAGGAAAAUCUUAGCCAUAAAGAUAGAUUUUUUCUUUUAAUUUUUUUUUUUUUUAAUUAACUCAAAAAGGAAAAGAAAGAAAAUAUAAAACCUGUUGUU
Lagopus leucura (white-tailed ptarmigan) is the source of this 2100-nucleotide messenger RNA. RefSeq names its product pleiotrophin (gene PTN). Bases 310 to 807 code for a protein of 165 amino acids. The record is from RefSeq and is a predicted model, not a curated record. Lineage: Eukaryota; Metazoa; Chordata; Aves; Galliformes; Phasianidae. The transcript has 5 exons. Gene Ontology annotation, molecular function: growth factor activity.